AUGCCGGCCCUCUUGGAAUCUAGCCCAGAAGCCAAGGAGAUCGAUGGCCCUAGUUCCGCCAAGGCCGAUACUGAUAUCGGCACAGGCACCGUCUCCUUCGACACCCUCACCGAGGCUUUCGGUCCCUCCUCGCUCGGCAUUAUCAUUGUGAAAGACCUCCCCCAGCACUUCGCCCAAUUGCGGGCGCAGGUCCUCUCCCAUGCAUCGUAUCUCGCAGCACUUCCAGAAUCAGAACUGGAAUCCCUCGAAAGCCCCGAGUCCAAGUACCUAGUCGGCUGGUCCUGCGGCAAGGAAACGCUCAAGUCAGGAACUUUCGACACGCUCAAGGGCUCAUACUACGUCAAUUGUGCGUUCUAUCAGGAUCCAGCUCUGCAGGGCGCCCCCGCCGACGGAUUCCCCGAUCUGCCCCAGUACACCGCGCCGAAUAUCUGGCCACCAGAGGCUAAGCUGCCCAGCUUCCGGCCCAGCGUCGAGGCACUCUGCUCGCUAAUCAUCGACACGGCGGCGCUCGUCGCGAAAGCCUGUGAUCGGUACGCCGAGGCAAAUGUCGAGGGCUAUAAGCCCGGGUACCUCACACAUGUGGUGAAGACCAGUCUCACGACCAAGGCGCGCCUGCUACACUAUUUCCCCGCAGCAGCACUCACCUCCUCGGCAACGGAGGAGCCCAAUGUUGAUGACGAUGACUGGUGCGCCACACACGUCGAUCACGGCUGCCUGACCGGCCUGACAUCGGCCAUGUUCCUCGACGAAGCAGCCACCCUGCCCAUUCCAGACCCCUCGCCCACCACCUCCCUCCGCGAACUGCCCCAGUCCCCCGACCCUGCAGCGGGCCUGUACAUCCGUUCGCGCACAGGCGCCAUCGUCAAAGUCAACAUCCCCAAGGACUGCCUCGCGUUCCAGACGGGCGAGGCGCUGCAGCUCAUCACGCAGGGCAAGUUCCGGGCCGUGCCGCACUUUGUGAAGGGGGCGAAGUGCCCCGGUGGAAAGCAGAAGAUUGCGCGCAAUACGCUGGCGGUGUUUACGCAGCCGAAUCUGGAGGAGGAGGUGCAGAAGGGGCUGACCUUUGCGGAGUUUGCGAGGGGGGUUGUUGCGAAGAAUUACGAAGGGGCGGCUGUAUAG
This is a messenger RNA of Penicillium canariense, 1119 nucleotides long. RefSeq lists its product as uncharacterized. Lineage: Eukaryota; Fungi; Ascomycota; Eurotiomycetes; Eurotiales; Aspergillaceae. The coding region runs from base 1 to 1119 and encodes 372 amino acids. The transcript is spliced from 3 exons. The record is from RefSeq and is a predicted model, not a curated record.